UAUAUUUAUACUCAUCUUUAAUGAUAUUAAUUCAUCUCUCUUUUUACACAACUGGCGGAGCAGCACGCACGUUUUGCUUCUAUGCAAUAUUUCAGCCCUUAUUUCCAAAAGCGGAGACAUGGGAAGUUGGAUACUGCUGUUGGGUUUCAUGGCUAUAGCGACAAGUGACCCAAUCAAUUUCGAACCAUUUUUCGCCGAAGAAACCAGCUUUUUUUCGCCACCAGAAGAAGGUCAUUUCGGAACUUUUGCUGGCAUUCCCUUCUCUCCUCCCAUUCGAUCUCAUUACACUCCUAACUUUCGAGCUCCUAACCCUGCAGAGUCGUCUGAUCUUCCCCUAUACACAGACGGAGUGGCUACACCACCUCAAGUGACACUCUCACGAUUAGAGAAAGACUACAAAGCUCAGCUCUACAAGCUUGCUAGUCUACAAUCGCAUCUUCCUCGUCCCAAUUUUGGAUCUCAUCAGGGGACCGGUGGUCAUAACUUCAGAGGUCCUGUCUUUCAUUCAGAGCCUUUCGUAGCAGCUUCGAAUGUUGAAGAACGCAGACCCUCUGACAAUAUACCUUCUGACAACAGACCUUCUGACAACAGACCUUCUGACAACAGACCUUCUGACAACAGACCUUUCGACAGCAGACCUACCAGUAACAGUUCCCUGACCACGGAUCGUCCGCGGACAAGUGAAACCCAUAGGACCCAAAAUGUGGAACUGCACACUGGAUUCGUGCCCAUCAUCAAGGGGGCACGGCAAGAGAAGAGGUUAAGUCAAAAUAUUGCAAGCACUGUCAUAAAGGAUAUAGAACCUCCCAUAUUAACAGCUUCUUCCAUCUCUUCAAGGCCCACCUCAUUCAAAGUAUCAGCAAGCGUAUUGUCUUCAUCCAAAGCAUUACCGGACUCCCGUCAACGAAACAACAUACCUGCAGAAAGGCCCGUCAAGAUCACACAAAACAGUUUUUCGCGUUUCUUGAAUCGUAACAACGAUACGAAAUUUACUACUACUAUCAGCGAAAGUGUGGUAUCCCGAGUGGUGGCCCAACCUUCAUCUCUUCGCGAUGUGCAACAAAAAGAACUCCUCAGAUUAUCUUCGUCUACAUCUGAAGACACAAGACUUGCUGCUAAAAAGAUUCUUGAGAUCAACUGUGAUGGAAGCAGAGAUUUAGGAUGGUGUGAGCUGGGAGAGAAAUAUCCCAGGAAAUAUGUGGAUCAAGUCGUCAGUUCCUGUCAAGAUGUAAUACAGAGGAUGCAUGUGGAAGUACCUCACAGUUUUGAGAAAUUGUCCGAUACUUCAGACUUCAAAGCAGAAUUAGAUAACAGCACUCAAAGAUCAGCGAGAGAAAGAGGAAGUCAUGAUGCGUGGUCUUGGGCUGCCUAUUUACAUCAAGGAUCACUGUGCGAAGCAGAAACAGGAUUCUUGAGACCAGAAACAGCUAAAGAUACAACAGGGAAGUGGAAUAUUAUAGUGCAAACAGAAGCUUUGAAACAGAGAGUUCCCAUUGAAAUGUGCAGGAAAGUCAACACAUCCUGCAAGAAGAUGCUCAACUGUGGACUUAAAAGUCAAUGCCUUCAGAAAUACAAUUACCACCUUUUACUCAGUCUGAACCCUACACAAAAACACGACUGCCCAUUUAUGAAAUUAUACAGAUUUCCCUCUGCUUGUGUAUGCCAUGUAGAAUGAAGCAUGUCAGACUCGAUGACAAUAUGCCAUUGAAACUGAAGCACUCAAAUUUUCUGCAGAAUUGCAAGUAUUAUACUGCAUUUCAUAAUGACAGCAAUAAGUGGGGUCAACAUCACAUAAAAGAAAAGAACUUCUUAACUUUCUCGAAAUGACUAUUGAAAUAAGGAAUUAUUCUGAAAAAUCAUAAAAUUAGGGUCAGAACAUUUCUAUUUUGGUUCAAUAACAGUAUUCUUAACAAAGCUCAAAAACUUCCACUACAAAUACCAUUCAUAUAUAUAUACUUUUUACGAAAUGGGAACUAUUGCUUCAUAGUAUGCCUAGUUUCCAAAUCAAUGAAUAAAUGCAUAGAAGCAAAAUAAAAUGCAAUCAUUAAAAACUCAAUCAGUGAUAUAAAAAACAUAACAUUUUUCCUUAUCAGAGGCAUUCUUGAAGAGCAAAUUAAUCAAUAAAUAAGAUUAAAUUAAAUAAAAAAACAACAAAUUAAAAAAUUAAGGGAAUCACUCAAAAUCCCGUGGGUAAUUUAUAACAAAACACAAAAUUUCAAUCAUUUACCUCAUAGCUUUAUAUAUUUUGAUAUUCUUAGAAACCAUCUGCACAAUAAACACCGCAAUCAUUAUCUUCAAAUGUUUAUUGUAGUCUAAAAAUCAUAUCAUAUUUAAGAAUGAUGACAUAACAGCCAGUUUUCCUCGGUAUGCAACAUUGGAAACAAGAACCAGAAAAUGGCUCAUAGCAGAUAGCUUAACCAAUUAGAAGCAAGAAAUAGGAAUACCAGAUAUCCUCUUCCAUCAAUGCGAACAACAAGGAACUUUUACUCGGAAUCCAGUUUCAACUACUAAUUUAAGAUGACAGCUUAGCUGUGUGCGCAGAACUCCUGGAAAGUACCAUUAAAAAUAAAGUGCUGAGCGAAUUUGUCUUCCAGUUUAAUAGCAGCUCUAUACUUUAAAUAAAUUCACUUUUAAAACUGACGAACAUUUAAAAAUAUCCGGAUGGAAAAGCAAUUCCAUGUAUAUUUUACUUAUGUAAUUAUCAUAGUAUCAACAGACGACCCUAAAAAAUUAGAAAUUUUAUGCUUUCAUGAAUAUUAUUCUCAAAGCAGAAUAAACGUCCGUGCGAUUAAAAAGUAAAAUAUUAUAAAAAUAACAUAUACAGUAGUAAUCUGACAUUAUUCUUUAGUGUAAUUUUACUAUUAGUGUUUUUUCUAAAAACAAUCUUAAAAAGAAUGAAAGGCUGAAGUUGUCAAAGCGGGAAGUUUACAUAAGAAAUCCUAAUUGAUUUCAACAAAUAAAAAUGCAAAUUCCAUUAGAAAUUCAUUCUUAUUAUAUAGGUUAUAUAUGAGGUACUUACUAUAUAUUCUUACUAUAUAAUUUCAAUCAUUUACCUCAUAGCUUUAUAUAUUUAGCAUAAUAUAUUUGUUAAACAAUUUAUUUUAUAAUUUAAAUAAACUCUGUUUUCUAGGAAAACAUAUAAAAAAUUUUUAAGUUUGCACACUUUCUGAUGUUUGAGGGACAUUAAAAGAAAAAUUAUACUCAAGGAAAUGUGUUACUUUUAUAGUGGCUUUAAUGUAAAAGAAAUCAAACUGAAAAGCUAUUUUAAAACAAAACAGAGCUCACUUGGUAUCUCUUAGCAUGUUUUUGCAACCAAAUAGUUUUUUUUUUUUUUUUGUUUUUUCUUUUUUUUUUGUUUUUUGUUUUUUGUUUUUGUUUAGUUGUUACUGAUAUUGAAAUGCAAAUGCACAACCAUUUUUUAAAAGAUACAAUUCUUAUUCUACUUUUGUCAUAUAUGUACAAUUUUUUCCAUGAGAAAAUAUUUUGAAAUUCUAUAAAUAAGAAAUGUUAUCAUAUGAACUAGGCUAAUCAUCAUGCUAAUAAUGUUUCAAAUGAAAAAAUUUCUUUACACAAUAAUAAAAUCUGUUCUAAUGGAACAUUUGCAUUUUACUAAGAUGAACACUGCAAUGAAUUGAAUGAAUUGAACCAAAAUGCAAAUGUUCAAUUAAAAUGAUGUAUUUAAAAUAAUGAUUUGCGAAUGCUCAUUUUUUGACAUCUAAUGUUAUUUCAAACAUGCAUGUUAUUCAUAUUUUUAUUGACUAUUAUUUUAUUCAUAUGCAUUCCACUUACAUAUAUGUAAGAUAGCGGCUGGUUCGCUUAUGUUAUGUGAAUUAAAUAUAUGAAAAAUAUA
Messenger RNA from Stegodyphus dumicola, 3850 nucleotides. RefSeq lists its product as uncharacterized. NCBI's taxonomy places the organism in Eukaryota, Metazoa, Arthropoda, Arachnida, Araneae, Eresidae. Gene Ontology annotation, cellular component: extracellular region. Gene Ontology annotation, molecular function: growth factor activity; Toll binding. Gene Ontology annotation, biological process: innate immune response; central nervous system formation. The record is from RefSeq and is a predicted model, not a curated record.